Molecule: messenger RNA, 2146 nt
Organism: Dendrobium catenatum
Lineage: Eukaryota; Viridiplantae; Streptophyta; Magnoliopsida; Asparagales; Orchidaceae
Product: zinc finger CCCH domain-containing protein 6
Exons: 7
Coding region: 265-1431 (388 amino acids)
Molecular function (GO): metal ion binding; mRNA binding
Source: RefSeq, a predicted model, not a curated record
UUUCCAUGGCGGGUAUAUAAACCAACGGACGCCGACGAAGGGAGAGCUUUGAAAACGGGGAAGGCGAAGCACGAGGGGGAGUUAAGGAUUCGAGAGGAUCGAAAGCAAGUGUACGAAGUGGAAACCCUCGUUCCCCCUCGCUGAGCUCUCUCGUAAGCAACUGCUUCCAUUCCAUUGCGCCGAAGCCCUGUGGUCGAGGAUUCUGAAAGCUUCCUCGAGCUCUUAUCGCUGCCAGGCCGCUUCUUUUUUCAGCGGUCAGCUGGCAUGGAUCCGUACAGCGGCGAAGGUACCCACCCGGAUCCCGACAGUGGGCUCCAAGAGUCUAUGUGGCGUCUGGGACUUGGCGGUGGCGGCAAUCGUAGUGGCGGCUGGGGUUCUGCUUUUCCGGAGAGGCCUGGGAAACGGGACUGUGCUUACUAUUUGCGGACUGGUACUUGUGGGUAUGGUGAGAGAUGCCGCUAUAAUCACCCCCAUGAUCGCAGCGCUACGCAGGUAGCUGGAGCUGCGAGGCUAGUAGCUGGAGAGUAUCCGGAACGCUAUGGCCAGCCUUUUUGUGAGUACUACUUGAAGACUGGGACAUGUAAAUUUGGUUCUACAUGCAAAUACCACCAUCCUAGACAAGGAAGUGGAUCUGUUCAGCCAGUCUCAUUGAACUAUUAUGGAUAUCCAUUACGUCCGGGUGAGGAAGAAUGCUCAUACUUUAUGAAGACGGGGAAAUGCAAAUUUGGCUUAACUUGUAAAUUCCAUCAUCCACAACCUACUAGUGCCUCUGUGUCCCCUCCUGCACCUGUGUUUUAUCCAACAAUGCAGCCUCCGUCGAUUGCUACACCACCACAAUACCCUGAGGUGGGUGUUUGGCAGGUUGGGAGGUCUUCUUCAUCUGUGUCUGGAUCGUAUGUGCCAAGUUCAUAUGCCCCUAUGUUGUUUUCACCUAGAGUUCUUCCGGUCCAUGGUUGGAGUCCUUAUCCGACACCAAUAAAUGAGACUGCUUCUUCUGGUACACAACAAUCUGCUCGAGUAGAACCACUUUAUGGGCAACCUUCUCAGUUAUCUCCCUCUGCCCCAGCUUACUCUGGUCUUUAUCCUCUUGUAACUUCUUUUGUUGGGCCUUCAACUAGUACUCAGAAAGAGCAGAGUCUUCCUCAGAGACCUGGUCAACCUGAGUGUCAAUUUUACAUGAGAACAGGGGAGUGUAAAUUUGGUGCAACAUGUAAAUAUCAUCAUCCACCAAAUUGGAGCAUACCUGCAACAAAUUGUGCAUUAAGUCCUCUGGGCCUCCCCCUUCGACCAGGGGCUCAGAUUUGUGCUUACUAUGCUCAACAUGGAGCCUGCAAAUAUGGCCGGACAUGCAAAUUCGAUCAUCCAAUUAGUACAGUGGGUUAUAAUCCUGCAUCUUUAAUUGACAUUCCAGCUGCUCCUUACCCUUUUUGAAUCUCACCCCAUUAGAGCUCUGGCCUGGCUGCCAUCGUAGCAAUUUGUCUUAGGUUUCGUUUGGAACGGCUUUUUUACUGCUUCUUGAAGCGGCUUUCUAGUACAAAAGUUAAAUUUGUACUAAAAAACCGUUUCAAGAAGCAGUAAAAAAACCGUCCCAAACGAAGCCUUAUUCCACUGCAAGCUACUGGCCCUGGUAGUCCAAUAUUAUCCAAGGGAAGAUAGAUUUUUACCACAUUCCUCUAUUCAUCCACUUCUCUAAUGUCUUCUGCAACCUGUAGCAUCACAAAGGGUCAGCCGAGGAGGAGCAAUAUCAAGGAGUAAUAUUAAGCUGUUGGUGUAUAUGGUGAAGUUCCAAGACAUUCUUCACUAUUCUUAACACAAAUGAAAAAUUGUUAUACUUAAUGUAUUUAUUUAUUUGGACGACUACAUUCUUCUCAGUUCCAUCUCUCUUCCUGGAUCAAUUUCUGAUGGUUGUCUUGUUCAAUGUUCAUAUCAAUAAGCUGUGAGUUCAGCUAUGUGGUUGUUUGCAAUUGAUCAUCUUUGUUGCAUUUUGUCAUGACAAUGGAGGAUGUAUUAUACAUAGCUUCAGCCUUUUGGCUUUGAAGAAAGGCUUACAGGUUCUCUCAUCUACAACAACUGAAAAUUCACAAGUAGGUUAUUGUAUUUAUGUCUAAUGGAACAUUUUGUGGAACAAGAUUGCAUCUUUUUUAUU